AUGUCGAACCAUUCGAAACAAAACUCAAGAAUAUUGAUUGUCAGGGGCGAGAUUGCUGGACGAGUUGCCAUCGAAAACUUCGAGAUUGACUAUCUCUUGCUCAAGGUCCAUGACAACAUUCCUCCUACGCAUCGAUCUUAUGCGGAGAGGCUCCUCAUUGUCGACGAAUUAGGAUGCUACGAGGCCAUGAGAGUGGUGGCCCAGGAUGCAGCAAUGGGAGUCACGCAAAUGCGAGACGAAAAUGCCAAGUCAUCAUGCACGAGGCACAUGGUCCAGCGAUCACUACGAUCCUGA
Molecule: messenger RNA, 294 nt
Organism: Clonostachys solani
Lineage: Eukaryota; Fungi; Ascomycota; Sordariomycetes; Hypocreales; Bionectriaceae
Source: the annotation of a GenBank genome assembly